UUUUUUUUUUUAAAGCAUCUUUGUUUCAAAACACAGCAGUGAUUGCCUUCUCUAAUAUAUCUAGCUAGCUGGGUUAACCUGGAAAGGCUGCAAACUGUAAACAAGUCAGUCGUCGAUACGUACAAUGAUAUAGGAGUCGGAUACGUGGCUGUACUGAGACAGGAAAGUGGAUGAUACAUUCUAACAUGAUACACACUGGACUACAAAGGGCGAAGACCUGUUGAGGAGAUCUAGUGAAGCCGAUCUAAACCAUUGCUUUGAGCAAACGUUACUUUUGUCCUCUGCCGGGCUGCGACCACAACCAUGUCGGACAUUAUGCUCAACGUGUCUGAUGAGCCUGUGCAGAGCGGACCUCAGACAGAAAACCAAAGGAGGAACAACAACUGGUUUCGUAAAAAGAUGCAGAGGGGCUUCCCGCAAGGCCGAAAUAAAUACAACCACAGAGUGGGACAGUUCAGACACGAGCCACCUCCUCCGCGCCAGAACGGAGCACCUGCAAAGCAUCCCUCCGCUCCCACGCAUGGCAAAAGUUUACCUCGCCCGAGCGGCACAGCCGGUGCUUCCCACUCUAGCUCCCAGCCUUCGACGUCGGCACACAGCCCGCCUUCCUCUGCUGCCUCUGUGGACAGCACGGGCAGCCACGAAAAGCCAAAGGAGCCUGGGACCGCACACCAGACAGCCACUGCCCAUCGCCCCUCAGCCUCAAGCCUCCAUAAACCCGCCGCCGCUCAGACGUCAACGGGGAACCCCACCAAGUUCCUCGCCAUCGACUGCGAGAUGGUGGGCACGGGACCAAAGGGGAGCAUCAGCCAGCUCGCGCGCUGCAGUCUGGUGUCCUACGACGGAGACGUGGUUUACGAUAAAUUCAUCAACCCCUCCGUGCCCGUCACCGACUACCGCACCCGGUGGAGCGGCAUCCGGCGCAGCGACCUGGUCAACGCCAUACCGUACGCUGAGGCCAGGAAGGAGAUACUGAGGCUGCUCAUGGGGAAGGUGGUGAUCGGCCACGCCGUCCACAAUGACUUCAAGGUCCUGGGUUACUCUCACCCCGGCGCCUUGACCCGAGACACGUCUCGCAUCCCUCUGCUCAACGAGAAGGCCGGCUUUGCCAUGCAAGAGUGUGCCUCGCUGAAGAGACUCACCAAGGCCAUCUUCAACCGAGACAUCCAGACUGGGAGGAAGGGCCACUCUUCUGUGGAGGACGCCAGAGCCACCAUGGAGCUUUACAAAGUGGUGAAGGACGAGUGGGAGAGGAAGUUGGCAUCCAAACCACAGGCUAGCCAGUGCCAGGUGUGAGGAGACAACGCGGAGGUAGACCAGAGUUUGGAUCACCAUCUCUGUGUGGCAGGAUGCUGUUUUUUUUUACCUUUCAUUAGGAGUUGAGUUGGAGGACAGUAGGAGGACAGUAGGAGUUGGCCCGUUGACACGCGAAUGAAGAUACCAGACCAAAACUGUACCUGUUUAUUCAGUACACUGGAGAAGCUUUUACUAGCUGGAUUAAAAAAACAACAACCACCAACCUGUAAUAUUAUCAUGGGAGAAGAAUAGAAUAACUGCUGGGUCAGACACUCUGCUUUGAACCUUUGGUUUCAGCAGUUCUUCCUCAGGGUUUGCAUUGUGUUUAAUGGUGCUCCUGCCACUAGGGGGCAGUCAUGUAUUCAGUCCAGCAACAGAAAGUACAUCAUUGAAACACUGUCAAUGUUCCCCCUACACACACACACACACACACACACACACACACACACACAAAAUAAUGUCUUUUUUAAGUUUCCACAAGGUAAGUGUUUUUAAUAGGAUCUGCAGUUCAACAUUCAACCCCCGAUUAAUGCUUACACCACUUCGGUGUACAUUCAUCUUCUCGCCAUCUGAGCGUAGACGAUAGAGACAAUUUCAAGUCUGACCGAAUUGCCGCUAAAAGAGCUCAAAUGUCAUUUAACAUUUUUUUUUUUACAGUUUGAAUCAUCCUUAAGUGAAGAUAUGCGUACAAAAUGCUGCUUUGAUCAACCAGUGGUCUUCUUCAGGGAGGUUCAGGAUUCUAUUUAGAAAUGCAGAAGUCAUUAGUCCCGCAUGUGGCUUUUACGGAUAAGAAAUGUUUAUUACGUUUUAUCACUUUGAGACAUGUUUUAAAAUGUGACUGUGGUUUUUUUUAUGUUAAUGUUUGAAAAAAAAUGAUAGAAAAAGUGCACAAAUACAUGUCUAGAAAAAAGGCACUGUUAAACAAAGUAGUUGGUAAGGUACAUUUCCCCCCCAAAAAAUAUACUUUUAUAAGCUCAUACAGUACACAGGAUAUAGUAUAUUUGAGCAGGAGGCCUUAAUUUUAAAGUAAAUGUUGAUGUAGUUACUGAAUAUUAUCCUAGCAAAAAUAUUUGAACCACCUGAUUUUCACGAUAAUUUAAAGUUACACACGGUAACCCCCCCCAUCCUAACCUCUGUGUCCUCAGCGUUAGCUAGGUUCCUGAUGUUCUUCAUCACUGUCUUUAUGAGACUUGUACUUGACACGGUGGCUGACCACUUGUUUACCUGAACUACCCCCCCCCACCUUAUACUCUGUUGAUGUAAGUCUGCAGUUUUGGAAUAUGGACGUGCUCACUUCCAGAGUUGCUACAGUUUCCUAUGCAACGUCAGACAGAGUUCAGUUGUCUGCCGUAGAUUCAUCUCGGUGCUUAUCUUCAAUAAAUCAUUACCACAAUCA
Molecule: messenger RNA, 2692 nt
Organism: Perca flavescens (yellow perch)
Lineage: Eukaryota; Metazoa; Chordata; Actinopteri; Perciformes; Percidae
Gene: isg20l2
Product: interferon stimulated exonuclease gene 20-like 2
Exons: 4
Coding region: 304-1296 (330 amino acids)
Cellular component (GO): nucleus
Molecular function (GO): 3'-5'-RNA exonuclease activity; nucleic acid binding
Source: RefSeq, a predicted model, not a curated record